UUACUUUAUACUGUACAUAGCCAUCGUGUUAUAGGAGACGAAUGCCUAUGGUUGUUAUAUCGCAAGCGGCAUCUACUAUCUAUAGAGGUACGUCCCAAUAAUCUUCUUGUAAACUGUCAGGUUCAAAUUAGUGCUCCUCGCCUUUAAAAUUGAAUGCCACUGAAUAUUUUAUAAAGUCGAAAGCGCCUUACAAAGACAGAGCAACUGUUGAUUGCUGAAAGAGAAGGAAGGCUUAUAGUUUGUUCUAAAAUCAGUUAAAAGCAUAUGUGAGUCCUUUGAGACACACGAUGAGUUAAUUUGGCUUUUAAUUUCAAUGCCAGUAUUCAGGUGCUUGAAUUAGUUUCUGAGAGAUAUAAAUAAUGUAUGGAAAGUCUUGGAGGGAGUUAAGCUAUGACAGUUAGUUAUACUCAGUCGCAAGAAUCGAACAGUUUCCAAGUUAAAGUUUAACUGUAUGUUUAUAUCUCAAGGCAAGCGAUAUAUGGCUCAAGACAUGGCUAGUUGCAAAGUCAAGCUGGUCAUUUUGGUAGUUGUAGCUGCUGUAUUUCACUCAGCGUUUUCGAAGCAUCUGAAUCAAAGCGAGAAGCAUACGACGCGAAGACGGAUCCGACAAGAACUAACAACACCACCAUCGGAAACCACAGUUGUCCAAACGACCUCAAGUUACGCAACCACAAUUGCCAUUAUUCCUUCUACUUCGACAGAUGCCGGUACAACAACGACGCAAUCAAGCCAAAACCUCACAACUAAUGCUAUCCUACCUGAACAUCUUGUUGAGGAAACGACUUUAGCUCCUAUAACAGAACCCGGGAAGCCUAUGGUUGUUUCUACCACUCCAGAACCACCGACCGAUGCCGAAGUCACCAUGGCUGAAAUAGCAAAACGAAUUGAACAGAGCCCGGGCCUUAAUUCCGCUAUAGAAGCAACGUUGGUGGUCGUGGUUAUACAAACUAUGCUGGGACUUGGUUGCACAAUGGACGUGACUUUGAUAAAAGAACAUUUACAACGUCCUAGUGGUAUUGCGAUUGCAGCGUCGUGUCAGUUUGGAAUCAUGCCUUUUAUAUCAUUCCUCAUGGCAAAGAUAUUCGGCUUAGACAAAGUAGCAGCUAUUGCUGUGUUGGUUACAGGUUGUUGUCCGGGUGGAAACCUUUCAAACUUGCUCACCUAUUUUCUUUAUGGAGAUAUGAACUUGAGCAUCUUAAUGUCGAGUAUCUCCACUGUGUUGGCGCUGGUUUUUAUGCCGUUCUGUUUGUUCAUCUACGGUUCGAGCUGGAUUAGCGCUUAUACCAUCGGAACCAUGAUUCCAUUCGGUGGGGUUGUUCUUACACUGAUAAUGACGUUGUUUCCUGUUUGUCUUGGGAUGGCAAUCAAGUCAAGAUGGGAGAAAGUGGCAAACUCGCUAUUAAAGGUGUCCUUGUUUGGGGUUGGUGUUGCGUUUAUUGCUCUGAUGACGUUGUCGGUCAUCAUGUUCGGGAGUUCAAUCUUUACCGCGAUAUCUCCUUCUACCUACGUCAUCGCUUUCGUCAUGCCGCUGAUUGGUUACGGGUCAGGCUACCUUCUUGCCACCGGCUUUCGUCUACCGGACAACAGUCGUCGCACAGUUGCGAUUGAAACUGGUUGUCAAAACAGUCAGCUGAGUUCUACUAUACUAAAAAUGGCUUUCGCAAACGAAGUUAUGGGCGCAUAUUUCCUCUUCCCGCUUUUAUACGCUCUCUUUCAGGGCCUAGAAGGCUUAGCUAUGGUAUUAGCUUUUCGCAUUUACCGUCGUUAUUACGCUGAUGAGUCUAUCGGUACAGCGCAUUCCCGUAUCACUUAUGAUAAAUUUGACGACGAGUGGGAUCCUAGCAUGCAUGGGGAAAGGUUCACUGGUUCUGACGGCGGUUUAUACCAGCAUUCAAGUAGCGAGGAAUCUAUGUACGGUCGCAUGCAGUUCGGCGGAGACGAAGACGGCGAAGAUGCUCCUCAACGAAAACCGAACAAACUGCAUCUAAAGCACAAGUUUUCACCAGGGGAGUUGCCAAUAAAGGCAAGCUUAAAUGAAAACCCGAAAGGAGAUGAAACAAAUCUCAUUUCUGGGCAGCAAACUGGUGACUUGCUGGACUAUGGUGGUCUUGGAGACUCGCGUUAAAGAACAACUUAAGUUGGCAAUAUUAGACAGUCGAAACGUUUCUAGCCAGUGCAAGAUAUAGGCUACCUUUCAUAUUUUGGUCAUGUAAUCACCAAACUGCAAUAUAUAGUUCCAUUCUGCAUAUAUACCCAACUGCUGCAAAGGAAUCGAUAGCGAUUUUACCUGUACCUGUACCUUUUAUUAUCUAUAUUAUAUAAUACUGUACUCCACUAUAGUUGGAUUCUGCACUUCUUAAAAGUGUGACUUUGUCGAUACCUUUUAUGUGCAGGUGUUCCGCAUAUUGUGUUCUAUGUUCACAUAUUUUUGCAUUGUAUUCACAAGUAUGUAUUUUGCUGUAUAUUACAAAACAAACCUAUAGCCCUGCUAACGGGCAGAAG
Messenger RNA from Ciona intestinalis (vase tunicate), 2502 nucleotides. Its product is annotated as hepatic sodium/bile acid cotransporter-like. NCBI's taxonomy places the organism in Eukaryota, Metazoa, Chordata, Ascidiacea, Phlebobranchia, Cionidae. Gene Ontology annotation, biological process: bile acid and bile salt transport. Gene Ontology annotation, cellular component: membrane. Gene Ontology annotation, molecular function: bile acid:sodium symporter activity. The record is from RefSeq and is a predicted model, not a curated record.